AUGGCCUGGGUCGGCCAUCCCAUUCUUGAUGAGAUCAAAACGGGUAUCCGACUGAAACCGACGAAAACCGUCGACAAAUCGGCGCCUAUCAUUUUCGUGGAUGGCGAGAAGAAAAAUCGGAUUGAUCGAGGCUCAUGCCCUCCACCAGCUCCUCCAUUGAACUCCUCUCUCGCGCCGCCCGCUCCACCAGUGCCAAGAGCUUCAUCAUCGAGUCCAACCGUUUCGACGCUGCGAGAGCGCAAAAAUUCGGCGGCUGAUCGAGGGAAACUUUUGGAAAGUAUUCGGGGAGGAGUGAGGCUGAGAAAAACGAUGACAAAAGAUAAAAGUGCACCUGUUUUACAAUCUGAGAUUCAUCAAGAAGAGCCACGAAAUAGCCAAAAACAGAUAAAUGGAUAUCCAAGAAGUGCAUCAGAGGAGAGCGAUUACAAUGGAAGAAGUCUACAUGAUGACGUCUAUUCAUCGACUUACGCGAAUGACCCGCGAAAACAGGCGGAUUUCGUUUUCCAGGAGAGCGAUCUCUAUGUGACUGAAGAGAAGCUACAAAAGGAGAUUCCGACGGGUAAAGCCGCGCUAGGGAAAUCGAUCUUUGACUCACCCGAGCAAAAUGUGUCUCCGCCGAGUUUCAUCCCUGAACAUCAAAGGAAACUUUCGUUGAAUAGCUAUUUGAGAGCGGAUCCCCGACCGGCUGGUCGACCAGAUGCGAGCUUUGAUGAAGCUGCUCUAAAAGUCACUUCGGAAGCUCUUCGUCGUGAAAUUCCCGCCGGAACGGCUUCCGGAAAAAUCGCUCGCUUUGCGAAUGGUGAAGUCGGGCAAACGAACAGUUUACCGAGAAUAAGAUUUAAACCCGGUCAACUCCGUUCACCGUUCCAUGAGAGUGACACAAAUUUGGCAAAACAACCAACGGAUGAGGGAUCGGGCGGGACAUUGCCAAGGGCAAAGAGUCCAUCAACAGGCUUUUUGACGCAACGAAUCGCAAGGCCAUUGGAUGCAGAGAAGUCGAGACCAUACUCCCCGGCCACCCAACCCCGUUCCUCCAGCAUCUCCACCCCGCCAUUCGCCCGAAAUCUCUUCGAUUUUCCCAAUAACAAAACAGAGCUCAGAGAUACUCAACAACAACAACAACAACAACAACAAAAGCUUCGAUCCCCACCCCCAUCAAAAUCGUCCACAAAACCCUAUGAAUCGAUCUAUCCACAAGAAUACGAGCGAUCAGUGUCUCCAUACAAAUCCACACAAGUUAGAUCCACGCUUGUCACUCCGGCGAUGGCCUUGGGCUCACAGUCUCCGAAGAUAACGACUUAUAGAGCGAUUCCAUCGAACAAUCCACCUGUCAGUAAUGGAGACACAAAAGCUGCUGAAAGAGUCACAUCGAUCACACCUAAACCUGAUCCAAGAUCGGCAACGAUUUUGAACAGUAGACCGCAAUCAGUGACUCCAGUUUUUGGUGAAAGAGUUCAAUCGUUGGAAAAUCAGAGGAGACCCCAGUCUGUUACUCCACAACGCGCGAUUUCCCAUGAUCAAUGGGUGACUGUGACAUCGCCGACGGUAAAGAAUCCACUGAAUGGAGGAUUUCCGAGGGGAAGAGCUGAAAAGGAUCACAUUGUUUAUACAGUUCAUAACGGGGAACCGAAAGCACAACCGAGUCAACCAGUCAGUCAAUCCUCACCCCGAGCCCGCUCAACAAGUCGACCCGCUUGGCGAGAGCAAAAUGGAACCCCGGCUAAUGGCUACACUUACACGGGAAAUCCGUCCUCUUCUACUUUUACUUACAGCCAGCCACAACAGCAAAAGCCACAGCCUGUCACCUACACUCCGGUGAACUUCUCACCGUCUGCGAGACAACCCAGAAAUCUGAUGCAUGCGAGGAGUGCGAGUGAGAUGUCACGACCGAUCGCUGUUCGAACGGAUUUCCUCCCGAGUUCUCCUCUCCAAUCGAUCGAGCCAUCCCCGGUGUCACCUCUCCGCCCACUUGAGGUCCGAGAUGUUCACACGAGUCCGAUGGUUUCAACUCCUCGGAAAAGUCCAUUCCCGAGCAAUUCCUCUUCCCAACAAUCGUCCUCAUCAUGGCGAAAUGAGACACAACAAAAUGCGACGAGAAGCACAAGACAUAACGGUCGAGCCUCAUCCCCCGAAUCGUCGAUGAGUUCUCAACAAUCUCCCUUCAUCGCUCAGUCCGGG
Mesorhabditis belari is the source of this 2178-nucleotide messenger RNA. Lineage: Eukaryota; Metazoa; Nematoda; Chromadorea; Rhabditida; Rhabditidae. The record is from the annotation of a GenBank genome assembly.